Messenger RNA from Pyricularia oryzae 70-15, 1287 nucleotides. RefSeq names its product aldehyde reductase. The transcript has 2 exons. The coding region runs from base 106 to 1080 and encodes 324 amino acids. NCBI's taxonomy places the organism in Eukaryota, Fungi, Ascomycota, Sordariomycetes, Magnaporthales, Pyriculariaceae. The record is from RefSeq and is a predicted model, not a curated record. Gene Ontology annotation, molecular function: oxidoreductase activity.
CUCGCCGAUAGCAAUCACUAAAAGUCAAUUUGGAACCAUAAUCCAUUUCAUCAGACAAAAGCCGAUACCAGCUCAGAAUAUAAAAGAUAUUCCCAUCCCCUCAAAAUGUCCGCACCAGCAGCAUCCGCCCCGAAGCUAGUCUUUGGCUCCACCCCCUUCUUCGGCGGCGAGGUUGACGUGAUCAAACAAUAUCUGGAGAUCCUCCGCGAGCUGGGCAUCAAGACUAUUGACACCGCGCAGCUCUAUGGCGAAAGCGAGGCCGGGCUCGGCCAGGCCCAAGCCGCAUCCGACUUUAUCAUCGACACCAAGAUGUCGUGCACCUUCAUGAACCUGCCUGCCACCAAGGCCAACGUGGUCAAGUACGGGCGCGAGAGCUUGGAGAAGCUGCAGACGGAUAGUGUCGACGUCUACUACCUGCACAUGCCCGACCGCUCCGUGCCGUUUGAGGACACCAUGUCCGGGCUGCAGGAGCUCUACGAGGCCGGAGCGUUCAAGCGGCUGGGGCUGUCCAACUUCCUGGCGCACGAGGUGGACGAGAUGGUGGCCAUCGCGGACAAGCACGGCUGGGUCAGGCCGAGCGUGUACCAGGGCAACUACAACGCGGUGGCGCGGGCGACGGAGACGGAGCUCUUCCCGACGCUGCGCCGCCACGGCAUCGCCUUUUACGCCUACAGCCCCAGCGCCGGCGGCUUCCUGGCCAAGACCCCCGAGGGCCUGACCGGCGCCCGCUGGGACCCCUCGGCCCCCAUGGGCAAGCUGUACAGCGGGCUCUACAAGAAGCCGGCCCUCGUCGCCGCCCUCGGCACCUGGGGCGACCUGGCCGCCGAGGAGGGCGUCUCCAGGGCCGAGCUGGCCUACAGGUGGACCCUGCACAACUCCAAGCUGUCGUCCGCCCACGGCGACGCCCUCGUCAUCGGCGCCCGCACGCCCGAGCAGCUCAGGGAGGUGGUUGCUUGGCUCGCAAAGGGCCCGCUGAGCCAGCCCGUGGCGGAAAAGAUUGACGUGCUGUGGGAGAGCAUCAAGGACGACGCGCCCCUGGACAAUGUGAACAGUGCGGCGGUGCCGUUUGGGACUAAUUAAGGGGUUUAGCCGGAGUUUUUAUUAUCCUUUUAGACUAGACUGCGUUCAGCAGGAUUGAUCAAUGAGAGUACGAUAUUGUAUGCUUUAGUUGCUUUAAUUGCUUACCAUUGUAGACUAAACAUUUAUCCGCCAGAGGUGCGGCAGUGUCCACUUUUGGGCGUCCUGGACCCCGAUCCUGCUUAUAAACCCAUCCAGUUCGCUACCCCG